Messenger RNA from Candoia aspera, 2129 nucleotides. RefSeq names its product chromogranin A (gene CHGA). The record is from RefSeq and is a predicted model, not a curated record. Lineage: Eukaryota; Metazoa; Chordata; Lepidosauria; Squamata; Candoiidae. The coding region runs from base 239 to 1615 and encodes 458 amino acids. Gene Ontology annotation, biological process: negative regulation of insulin secretion; negative regulation of catecholamine secretion; defense response to bacterium. The transcript has 8 exons. Gene Ontology annotation, cellular component: chromaffin granule.
UGCUGCUGCAGUGCUCGGUCGGGGAUCGUCGGCAACCGCUUUCGAGAAGGCAGAGGAUCUUGGGAAGGGCAAGGACAGGCAGAUAAUCUAUCUCGCGGCUCAGCGCUCGGCCAAGGUCAGCGCCUAUCGCUUCUCACAAGCCAGGCCCCGCCACCGCCUCUAUUGCCCCGCCAACAAAACCAAGAACAGCAGCCGUACCGCCCCCAUCCUUCACCCCGCAGUCCCGAUUGCUAGCGGUAUGGCUCGCGCGGCGUUUUUCGCUACCCUCCUCCUCGCAGCUCCAGUAAUUUCACUUCCAGUAACAAAUCCGACAACUCAAGAUGACACCAAGGUGAUGACGUGCAUUGCUGAGGUUAUUUCUAAUACAGUAGCAAAGCCAAUUCCACUCUCAGUCAGCCAAGAAUGCCUAGAAACUCUCCAAGGAGAUGAAAGAAUUCGUUCCAUCCUUCGCCAUCAAAACUUAUUAAGGGAGCUUCAAGAGAUUGCAGUUCAAGGAGCAAGUGAAAGAACAGAGCAGCAGAAGAAAAACAGUGGAUUUGAAGAUGAGCUUUCUGAGGUCCUUGAAAGCCAAAGCAACGGGAACAUAGAAAGAGAUCUAUCAGAGGGGACCCACAGUGAGAAGCCAACUGCCUCUUUGGCUGAACUGGAAGAAGAAAAGUCUUUUAAAAGUAAACAGGAUGUUUUGAAAGAGGAGGAGAGGAAUAGCUUGGAAGAGCGAGAGCCAAGGAUUCAAGAUGUUGAUCCUGGGGAUGAAAAGGAGAACAUGGCAGGAUUUGAGGGUAAUGAGGUUGAUGAAAUGGAAGGAUUGCCUUGGAGUGAUGCAAUAGACAAUCACAUCAGUGACAUCAGGGAAGAUGAGGUACUUAAGCAGACACACCAGGAAGUUGAAGAAGUUGCAGAGGGAUUUGAGGGUGAGGAUGAGCAUGUUUUCAAAGACAGCCAGGAGGAACGGGACAGCAGUGUCAGAGAGCAGGCUGAGAAGGAAGAAGAGGAGAAAGAAGAAAAGGAUGAAGAAGAAGAGAAAGAGGGGGACACUUCUGAAGAGGAACAUCCCACCAAUUCCGAUAAUAUGGAUGAUCAAAGGGAAGAUGAUUCACAAGAUGAUGACAAAAAUUCCUCAGAGGAAAAAGACAAAUAUAAUAUGAAAGGUAGAAGGUAUCACCCCCUAGAUGGAACAAGACAGGAUGAUGACACCUCCCAUGACAGGGAUUCCAAAAGUGGAGAGAUGGAAAAGUCCCCUUUCCAGGAUGUAGAAGAUGCUAAGAGAUGGAACAAGAUGGAUGAGCUGGCCAAACAACUGACUACUACAAAGCGUGCAGAGGAAAAUGAAAGUGAUGAAGAUCCAGAUAGGUCCAUGAAAAUGGCUUUCAAAUCCCACAACACAUUUGACUUCCAUGACUCUCCAGAAGAAGAAGCAAGGAGGGUGCAGAAACAUCAUUCAAAAGAGGAGGACAGUGAACAAGGUUUUCCACUUCUUCCCAUACCUGAAGAAAAAAAGGAUGAAGAAGGGAGUGCAAACAGGAGAACAGAGGACCAAGAACUGGAAAGCUUGGCUGCCAUAGAAGCGGAACUGGAGGAAGUUGCCCACAAGCUCCACACCCUGAGAAGAGGUUAAUCCUUCAGUAACGUAACAUGGGAGCAAGACACCAGAAAUUUUGAGUCACCGUUUUAAACACUGCAGUUUAUUUUAAAACAAUAAAGUAAUAAUGGAGCAGGUGAUUUUUUUUUCCAAAAGCCUGUAUUACAACAAAAAACAGCCAUUUCUCUCUUUUGUAGUCGUAAUGCUUGCUUUUUGUCAUAAUUUGCUUAUUUGCUUUCUGCUUGCUUUACUUACGAUUUUGUUUUGUAAUAUUUGGAUUACUGCAUAAUUAGCGGUAUGACUUAACUCAUGUAUUCUUUGUUGCAAAAAAAAAAAGGGAUUGAUUUAUGAUUUCCUUUCUUGUUAUUUCCUGUCCCCUCCCUGCCCCCCCCCCAUAUCAGCUUUCUAGAAUUGUUUAUUUCUCCCAUUAGAUUUCCUGGAUAAAAUGACUUGCAAUAACUUGUUAACCUUCUGAUUUAAAGAUAGCACUCUUGACUGCAAUACAUUCUAUAUAAAAGCUAAGGACAAAAAUAAAGACACAAUCCUGGUU